This is a messenger RNA of Closterium sp. NIES-67, 2870 nucleotides long. Lineage: Eukaryota; Viridiplantae; Streptophyta; Zygnematophyceae; Desmidiales; Closteriaceae. The record is from the annotation of a GenBank genome assembly.
GUCGGUGGACCUGACGUCAAAGAGCGACAAGAGCGACAUCGUCAUGUUCUGCAACACCGCCUUCUCACGCCUCAAGGGCUCCGACCGACACCUGCCUCAGGUGGAGCGGAUAUCUGAGCUGCUACGGCGGGGCAUCGGGGUGCACCAUGCGGGGCUGCUGCCCAUCGUGAAGGAGGUGGUGGAGAUGCUCUUCUGCUCGGGGCUCAUCCGAGUGCUCUUCUCAACCGAGACAUUCGCCAUGGGAGUCAACGCACCCGCUCGCACUGUGGCCUUCCAUGCGCUCAAGAAGCACGACGGCCGCUCCUUCCGCAUGCUGCUGCCGGGGGAAUACACCCAGAUGGCAGGCCGGGCGGGCAGGAGAGGGCUGGACAAGUUUGGCACGGUGAUCAUCUGCUGCUGGGACAACGACGAGGUGCCCAGCGAGGUGGAUCUGAGGCGGGUUCUGACUGGCAAGGCGACCAAGCUGGAGUCGCAGUUCCGCCUCUCCUACGCCAUGAUCCUCAACCUGCUGCGCGUGGAAGAUCUUACGGUGGAGGACAUGCUCAAGCGCAGCUUUGCAGAGGCACAUGCGCAGCGGCUGCUGCCCCAGCAGCAGAAGAUGCUGCAGGCCGGGGAGGAGUCUCUGGCGCAGCUGGCCAAUGCGGAGCCCAUCAGCUGCAUUCUUGGCGACCCCUCGUUGAUAGAGCACUACUAUGACGUGGCAAGUGAGGCGCGCGAGCUGGAUGCCGCCCUGCAUGACGUGGUCAUGAGGUCACGCCAGGCCACUCAGCUGCUGACACCUGGCAGGGUCGUUCUCGUGCAGCCUGCUCAGACUGCCUCCCCCCACGUGGCUGCUCUGCUCAAGGGCCCCUUCGGCCCCACGCCAGCCAAGCACUCCUUCCUUGUGCUCUCGCUGCCCAAGGCGCAGCACAGCGCAGCGGAUGCAGUGGGAGGGAGUGGAGAGGGAGGAGAGGAUGGAAUGGGGCAUGGAGCGGAGAGGAGGGAGGAGGACGGCAGCCGCAUGGGUCGCUCAUUCAACCACGUGACAGUGCUGGGGACGGGGCCCAACGGCCCUAUAGUGGUCAACAUGCGGUUACCGCAUCAAGGCACUGUAGCGGGCACGUGUUACAUGGUGGAGCAGAUUCCUGCCGCCCAGCUGGUGGGGGUGUGCCGAGCCAAGGUGGCUCUGGAUGUGCCGAGCCUGCUGGAGGAGGUUCGGGUGCCGGCGUAUGCUGCAGCGGUGCAGGCGCUGGUUCAGGUUCGGGAGGAGUGUGCUCCUGCCGACCCUCCCCUCAUUGACCCAAUCAAAGACCUCAAGAUCGCUGACUCAGCAACCGCCACCAUGCACAAGCGCCAGCUGGCUCUGCGGGAGUUGCUGCCUCGCAGCCCGUGCCACGCGUGCCACCGAUUGGACAAGCACUACGCUGCUGUCGCCUCCCGCCGCCAUCUGUCACAGCAGGUGGAGCAGCUCAAGGCGAUGACGAGCGAUCAGGCACUGCAGCAGCUGCCAGACUUCCAUCUCAGAGUGGAGGUGCUGCAAACCCUCGCCUUCAUUGACUCCGACCGUAUUGUGCAGCUCAAGGGGCGCGUGGCGUGUGAGAUGAACAGCGCCGACGAGCUGCUGGCCACGGAGUGCCUCCUCCACCACCACCUUGCUGCGCUCUCGCCGCCCGAAGCCGUGGCGCUGCUCUCGGCGUUUGUCUUCCAGCAGAAGGACGCGUCUCCGCCCCAGCUGACUCCUGAGCUGGCGCACGCCAGGAACAAGCUGCUGGACCUGGCGUAUUUCCUGGGCGACCUGCAGAGGCGGGUGGGGCUGCCCACGUCAGCGGAGGAGUAUGCAGCAGCCACGCUCAACUUCGGGCUCAUGGAGGUCGUCUAUGAGUGGGCGCUGGGCACGCCCUUCGCCGACAUCUGUCCGUUGACCAACGUGGCGGAGGGCACCAUCGUGCGCACCAUCCUGCGGCUGGACGAGACGUGCCGCGAGUUCCGCAACGCGGCCCGGCUGCUGGGCAACGCGGAGCUGAUGGCCACCAUGGAGGCGGGGUCCGCCGCCAUCAAGAGGGACAUUGUCUUUGCUGCUUCGCUAUAUGUCUCAUGAGGCGCUCAUCUCAUGUGUGGUUGAAACUGCGACUUGGGACAGCAGCUGGGGAAUGCAGGGCAGAUGGAGAAGUUGGAUGCUGUCUCUGCUCUGCUCUGCUGCCAUCAAACAGGACAUUGUCGUUGCUGCCUUGCUCUGUGUUGGGGUGGUGUUUGGCUGUUCAAGCAGAUGGUGAUUGGCUGUUCAAGCGGAUGGUGAUUGGCUGUUCAAGCAGAUGGUUCUUGGCUGUUCAAGCAGAUGGUGCUUGGCUGUUCAAGCGGAUGGUGCUUGGCUGUUCAAGCGGAUGGUGCUUGGCUGUUCAAGCGGAUGGUGCUUGGCUGUUCAAGCGGAUGGUGCUUGGCUGUUCAAGCGGAUGGUGCUUGGCUGUUCAAGCGGAUGGUGCUUGGCUGUUCAAGCGGAUGGUGCUUGGCUGUUCAAGCGGAUGGUGCUUGGCUGUUCAAGCGGAUGGUGCUUGGCUGUUCAAGCGGAUGGUGCUUGGCUGUUCAAGCGGAUGGUGCUUGGCUGUUCAAGCGGAUCGUGCUUGGCUGUUCAAGCGGAUGGUGCUUGGCUGUUCAAGCGGAUGGUGCUUGGCUGUUCAAGCGGAUCGUGCUUGGCUGUUCAAGCGGAUGGUGCUUGGCUGUUCAAGCGGAUGGUGCUUGGCUGUUCAAGCGGAUGGUGCUUGGCUGUUCAAGCGGAUCGUGCUUGGCUGUUCAAGCGGAUGGUGCUUGGCACAGCAAGGGACUGUACCACAUGCCUAACCUCGCAAGGGAUGACUGGUAUGACCGUGUUACCUUGGGUAUCCUAGAAUCACUCG